Molecule: messenger RNA, 1539 nt
Organism: Leishmania mexicana MHOM/GT/2001/U1103
Lineage: Eukaryota; Euglenozoa; Kinetoplastea; Trypanosomatida; Trypanosomatidae
Exons: 1
Coding region: 1-1539 (512 amino acids)
Source: RefSeq, a predicted model, not a curated record
AUGAAAGUGGCGCCGGUGUACCGAAAGGUACUGAAGCAGCUGCACAAGGCGUGCCACACCCGUCCACACUAUGUUCAAGACAUUCGGUUUCUUCUUUCUUUACCUCUUCACACAACAGGCAGUGAACGGAGCACAGCGGUGCCAGGCACAACGUCCUCCUCAGGAACGGUGAAUCCAGCAGCGACUCCGGGCACGACCCCGGCUGAUGUGUCGAAAUUGCCAAAGUCGUCUUUGGGCAAGAAGACGACUCGCGAUCCCGUCGCGGAGCACCUCCUGCGGCCGAGUUCCGAAUGCUACCCUAUUGACACAACCACGCUCUUCGCGAUGUGCUAUACCGACCUACACAACGCGGUGCGCGAAUCAGCGCCGGUGGUAGCCGGCAUGAACCCGGUAGCCAUGCAGAUUGUGCGGUAUCGCAACCUUCUGUGGCUUCAGGAACGGCUCGGGCGCGUCUUUAGCAGCAAGACUCAGCAACUGCUGGCCACCUCACUGAGCAUCUCCAGGGGGCCAGCCGAACAUGACUUCAUUCCAGACGAAUACUUUGAGAACAAGUCACAGAACACCGGGAGCGCCACCCCUUCGGCGACGAGGGCUUUUCAGCAGGCAGGGGCAGCAGUCACGGCCGCAACGUCGACACGGUCUUCUUCGGGUAAGGCAUCCAAGGAGGCUACGGAAUCUUUCGCACUCGCUACCGCUGGCGGCGGCUUGGCAGAGGUGGUGGAAGAGAGCGACCCUGACAUCGUCUACUCGGCCGGCGCCAUUGGCCAGCAGCAAGAAAUGUUUGUCCUUCGCCACCGUGAGUCAUUCCCCAUGGCGGAGCAGUUUUUGGCUGGGUUUCCUACCGUCACAGCGGCCGAACUGGCUACGUGCGCGUAUCAGCGAGCGGCACUGACGGAGCUGGUGCGGCAGAAGUUCCCGACAAGGCUGACGUGUCAGGACGCGAAUGUGAGUCUCUCCGUGUCUUUAGAGCCCUACGAUGUGCAGUACACAAGCAAGGAGCACGCUGGUAUGGGAUACUUCGCAGCUGCGCACCGACAGUUUCGCGUCCGGUUCUCGCUUGUACCUCUGUCACCAGAGGGGACAGGAGCGGAGCGAACCGAGGUGCUCGUUGUGAACUCGUACUUUGUGCGACUGGACAUGGAGCUGAUGCAGCUGGUCGAGGAGGUGGGCUAUCUUCACAGCAGCGACGUCCUUCGCAUGCUGCGCGAGCGCGAUUACGGCGAUCAUUUUAGCGAACUCGUCGGCAGCGGAGUUGCCGAGGUGCUCGGUGAGGGAGUCUUUGCGGGGCCAAACGAAGGAAAAGGUGCGGCUGCAGCGACGUCGGCCGACAAGCGCACCGGCAUCGAGUCCUCGGCGACCUCCCCCGCGCCGGCGAACGUCGCCGAGGGCUCUCGAGUGUUCUCGCUCUACUUUGUGAAUCACAGCGAUGCACCCAUGGUACUGAAGGGCUUGCUGUACUACAAGCUGGGCAAGCGUCGCCACUUGGCCCACGAGCCCAUCCAGUGCAUUCCGUUUGGUUUUCUCCUGAUGGAGGCGUAA